This is a messenger RNA of Protopolystoma xenopodis, 357 nucleotides long. NCBI's taxonomy places the organism in Eukaryota, Metazoa, Platyhelminthes, Monogenea, Polystomatidea, Polystomatidae. The record is from the annotation of a GenBank genome assembly.
CCUGUCAUUCUUGGCGGUGGUGGUCUCUGCCCAUCGAAUAUUUUCGCCUCAUGCCCCUCAGUGUCAGUUUCUUCCCCCAGUGGACCUGUUAACUUCACGAAUGGCCUCAAAGAGAUCUCUUUUUCGUCAACGGUGCCGGCUACAGCUGCAGCUGCCUACCUGAUUCCGGGAAAGACUAGGCGUCCACGGACCGCAUUCACAAGUCAACAGUUGCUUGAGCUGGAGCAUCAAUUCAGGGCCAACAAGUAUUUGUCACGACCGAAGCGAUUUGAAGUAGCCACCUCACUCAGCUUGACCGAAACACAGGUCAAUUUAUUGGAGAGACUUUCUAAUGGUUUUCAUGAUAUAAUAGUAUAG